Photinus pyralis (common eastern firefly) is the source of this 752-nucleotide messenger RNA. RefSeq lists its product as uncharacterized. Lineage: Eukaryota; Metazoa; Arthropoda; Insecta; Coleoptera; Lampyridae. Bases 22 to 642 code for a protein of 206 amino acids. The record is from RefSeq and is a predicted model, not a curated record. The transcript is spliced from 3 exons.
CCACUGUUAUCUAAAACAAUUAUGAUUGUGAUAAAUGGGCGACUACUUAAACCGGGAAAUACAAUAUACUUGGCAUUCAAAAUGAAGACUCUUCUAAUAAUACUCCUUUUCGUCAGCACAACCAAACUAUCCCUGAGUGCGAUAGGUGCAACUGUGCAAUAUUACUACUGGAGAGACUACACUGGAAUAGUUCCGAAUGACGCAAUCGCCGGUGGGGUGGAUUCCCAUGGGAGAACUACAUACGUUGCACAGAUCAGCGUUCCGGCAAUUCAAGAUCCAACUCGUCUUAGAGUUGAAGCAAUACCUGCAGUAUUACAAGCAGAGAAGAUGUCGGUGUAUGCGCCUUACAAUGGCAACGUCAUUUCCACUAACGCAAGCAGUACUUCGGUGAAGGUUUUGUGUGCCCCGAACUCUAUACACUUUAUAUGGCAUACGCCAUCUACAACUCUACCACAUGACCAUAGUUACGUUAUAGUCGGAUACGAAUCCUUGUCACCUGUGUUUCUUGGUCGUGCGCAAAUAAAUAAUGAAACUAUAACUGGCAAAUUAAAUGCGAACAAUGGAUAUCGAGUACUUGAAGUGGCACACAAUGGUUCUUCAGUUUACAUGGAAACGUAUACAAUACUAACGUAUACUGGUUAGGACAACAAAUACAAAAUUCCUGUAAAAACUACACUAAUAAAUUGGAAAUAGAGAUGGAUUGGGCGUUUAGCCACUCAAAGAUGGUAAUUAAUAAAUAUUUCAAAAAGAGA